UGAAUUUUAACUUGACUAUGGUUGAAAUUUCAAUUAUAAUCCAUAAAUCUCUUACUGUUUAAUAUUGUAUAAAUAACUGACAUAGUGGGUGCAUUAUGUCGUACUUUGAAUUCUAUACUAAGAACAUAAGCCAACCUAUCGAAGCAAAAAGCACAGCGAUUGCCAAAGAUGUUAAUUCACCGCCAAAAAACAAACCCAGAAGCAAAAUAAGCAAUGGAUUUAAAUCUGAAGCAUCCAAAGAUACUGAAAUUAUAAAAGGCACUUGUCUAUCAAUGUGCCCUGAAGAUGAAGUUAACAUGCGAGAAAAAGCCAAAAUGGUACAUAUUUUGGAGGUUAUAGACGGUAAGAAGGUUUUGGUGAAAUGCUACAGCCGUUCUGCUGCUGACUCAGUGGUCGCCGUGCCGCGGCUGCUGCGGCCCUAUACGGUCCUCCAAAAUACUAUACAACAUCUAUUACUAAAAAUAGCACAAAAAAAAGAUACAAGUAUAAUGGUGAUAUAUGACUUUGUGAGUGACCGUCUCCGAGCAGUGCGGCAGGACAUGACGGUACAGAGGCUCUCGGCUAAGGAGUGCAUGACUUUGUUGGAGCCCAUGAUACGCUUCCAUGUUUAUUUUGGUUAUAAACUCUGUGAAUAUCCAAUAGCAGCAUAUGAUCCAGUGUUAAACAAAAAACUACUUCUAGAGUGUUUAAAGUGGUUCCUAAGCUGCAGUGAUUCCAUGGACCAAAUACCAAAAGACCUGACUACUGAGAUGGAGCAAUUGAAAUUAAACUCUAAUGUAGCUAAUAAUAAGAGUCAAAUGGAAAAUUUAUUUAAGUGUGACCAUCAAUUAGUGGAAAGCUUGUAUAUACUGUGCAAUCUGGAUGAUGUGCAUCCCAUGUAUAGAUACUUGAAUUUAGCAAAUAAUUUGAAAAGUAACACAGCUAUAAAGUUAGCUUACAAAAUAGCAGCAGCGAAUGGGAGAGGCAAUUUCGUUCAAGUGUGCAAGCAGCUGGAUAACCUGUGCCCACUGGCAUACUGCGCCUUGUGUGUACAUCUGCCGACUGUGCAAAGACAAGCCCUACAAGUAAUAAGCACUGCAUACAGCAGCAAACAACUGUCAGUACCUCUAAGUGCCUGACGUACCUGGCUGCGUUUCGACAGCGACGCGACGGCGGCAAGUGUGUGCGCGCAUUACGGACUGGUUGCCAGUGAGGGGGCGGUACGGUUUACUAAAGGAAACUUCAAGGCAGAUGUCGCUACGCAUCAACCAACAAGAUUACUGCUCGUGGAUCAGAAGAAAGAUCUCUCGCACAAGCAUAUGUUCACAUAUCACUCUGAAGAUUAUGCUUACGGUGAUUAAUGGACCAACUAUUUACAUUUGAAGCCGGGACUCACAAACUGUUUGUGGUUGCAGAUAAUGGUGCUUAGCUUUUAUUUAACCCUUUUCUUGGCAAUGUAUCUUGAUAUAUUAUUUUUAUUUUUUUGUUAUUUUUGUACAGAUUUUGUUCUUACGCAAGCGAGGCUGUUUUAAUUAGCUUGUCAAGUAAAGAGUCAAAUUCAAUAAUUAAUUGUUAAAACCUGUUAACGCAAUAUAAAAUAAUUUUAGAAGAAAAAGUACAGUAUUUUCUGUAUUCAAGAGCAUCAUUAGUCUAGCUAUAAUGUCUAGAACUGGCUAACGCGUAUGUUCACAAAGAGAUCAUUAGAAGGAUAUUCGCCAGAUCUAUAUGCACCUGAGUAAUUAUGUUGUGUAUUUUUAAUUAGUUUAUAUUUGUUACGUUUUCAAUUUAUCAAUCAAGAUCUCAAGAAAUGUAUCUUAAUUUUUAUACUUAAAUAUAAAUAAAACAAUAUUUUUAUAUAAA
Cydia fagiglandana is the source of this 1839-nucleotide messenger RNA. Its product is annotated as germinal-center associated nuclear protein. Gene Ontology annotation, cellular component: spindle; centrosome; nucleus. Gene Ontology annotation, biological process: spindle assembly; centrosome duplication. Bases 96 to 1118 code for a protein of 340 amino acids. The transcript has 8 exons. The record is from RefSeq and is a predicted model, not a curated record. NCBI's taxonomy places the organism in Eukaryota, Metazoa, Arthropoda, Insecta, Lepidoptera, Tortricidae.